Molecule: messenger RNA, 8341 nt
Organism: Pezoporus occidentalis (night parrot)
Lineage: Eukaryota; Metazoa; Chordata; Aves; Psittaciformes; Psittacidae
Gene: MKI67
Product: marker of proliferation Ki-67
Exons: 16
Coding region: 46-7824 (2592 amino acids)
Biological process (GO): regulation of chromosome segregation; regulation of mitotic nuclear division
Cellular component (GO): chromosome; nucleus
Molecular function (GO): protein binding
Source: RefSeq, a predicted model, not a curated record
GGGACGGCUCCGCUCCGCCGCAGGUAACAUUCCUUACAUUUGAAGAUGACGCUCUUUGGGAAAAUUGUUGUCAUUAAGCGGAAUGGGACAGAUGGAAUUAGUUUUCCACUCACUGCGAGUUCUUGUUUAUUUGGAAGGAGAACAGAGUGCGAUAUUCGCAUCCAAUUGCCUCAGGUCUCAAAAGAACAUUGUAAAAUUGAAGUAAAUGAAAACAAGGAGGCAAUAUUGAUUAAUUUAAGUACAGUAAAUCCCACGCAGCUGAAUGGGGCUGGUUUCCAGCAGCCUGUGACUCUGAAGCAUGGUGAUGUGGUAACCAUUAUUGAUCGGUCUUUCAGGUUUGAAUAUCCUCUGCAGGCAACUCCAAGAAAGAGGCGUUCCCGGUCUCCGAAAGAUGAAACACUGCAGGUUCUUCAUGUUCAGCAGGUGGCAGAAGUGGAAUUACAAACUUCAGGAUCUAAAAGCCUUCAUGCUUCAGGUAAUGCUGAGUGCAAAGGAAAAGAUGCCAAUGAAAAUAAACAAAGUACAGAGGAAAAUAUUUCCAAGGCUUUACCUGUCAAAUUACAAACACCCAAAUCUUCACACAAAAUAGAUGAGUCUGCUAAAAAGGAGAAUUCAGUGUCUCCCUUUAGUAAACUCUAUGAAAAGCUGAAAAAUGAGAUUAAAGUGCAAAAACCUCUUCCUCGGGGAAAUGCAACUCAAGAAGCUGCAAAAGCAGAUGGGAAGAAUGUUCCUCUAGAACCAAGCACUCAGAUUUCAGUGUUAGGUUGUGUUUCUGAUCUUGGAAACCUGUCUAAAGAACAAGAGAGUGGCAGAAGUGAAAAUAUUGAAGAAUGUAAGGUAGAAAUCAAGCAAGAUGUAGUCACUUCAGAGUUUAACCAGGUUUCAGCUGUCAGAAGUGCUACCAAGAAGAGAUUUAUCAAAAGUCCUCGAACAUCCAUUUCAAAGGUGUCAAGAGAUACUGGUGAAAGAAGCCACUUACAGGAUAAUAAGGAGCCAAGUACAGCAGGGAAGUCUGGGAGUACUAGAGUUACAGCUAAACCCACUCAGGAGAAGGAUGGAAGUGCAGUGUUUUCACUGAAGCAGUGCUCUAUAGAAUGCUUGGAUUAUGCAGGUGAAAUGAAAACGCAGAGCUCUGGAACAGCCUCGGAUAAAACAGCACAACCAGGUAACACCACAAAUGUUUCUGAAGUUGAUCAGCAUGUUCUGUCUACACCGACAUCCAGAAGGAAGAGUCCUCGGUCUAUUUUUGUAUCACCUACCAGGGAGAGUAUUGGAAUGAAUUCUGUAAUCACUGAUACUCCAACACCUCGACGGCGUGUGUCCCUGAAACGUAGGUCUCUGUCAGGAGUUGCAGCUGAAACUCAAAGAGAAGAUUCACUAUCCAUAAGUGACAGCCUCAAACAACUGCCUUUGGCAGAAAAUAAGUGUUUGAAACAAAGACGAAGCAGUAAGCAGCAUACACCAGGAAAACCUGCUGAAGUGCUGAAAGAGAUCUGUGACCAGGCAAACAUUGUGAACUCAAAAGAAGAACAUUUGGAACCUCCUGCCUGUUCUAAUUCCAGGAGUCCCAGAAGAAAUAACAGGGAGAGUCAAGAAUUACCAAAUAAAAGUGUCCAUUUGGACAUACUGGCUUCAGAAGAGCUCACAUCAGAGCUGGCAUCUCCUGCUAGUCACAAAGGUGGCUCUGGCAGAAAAAGGGGUGGGCCAAGAAGCUCUGGACUGCUCACUGGGAAACCAUUAGAGACAAGUGCUCCCCUAGAGCAGCACAAUGAACCUACAGACAGAAGAGACAGUGGAAUGAAAGAAGAGCAGACCACCAAGGAGGAUCAUCAGGAGCAAGGUUUGGAAGAUGCUGGAGUAACAAGACCUCGUAGAUUGUCAUCAAAGAGGAGGUCUUCUGGAGGCACUGCUCUACUGAAAGACGCUGAAGCUGUCUCAGAAAUGAGUAUUUCUGACCUGUUGGCUGGAGAAGAAUCAGGCAAGACAACAAAGAUGUCUCCAAAGAGGAAAAGUGGUGAAGUGUUGCUUCAGCCUUUAGGAAAAAGGAAGAGAGUGUCUUUUGGUGGUCACCUGAGCCCAGAGCUUUUUGAUAAAAGCUUGCCUCCCAACUCACCUCUUAAAAGAGGUGCCAUUCCUGCCCGGCUGAGCCUGCCCUUUGGAAACUCGCCACGUGCUGUCCUCAAAAAGGCUCAGGGAUUGAAGCACUCUGCAGUCCAGGAACUUCCUGAACAUUUGCAGAAAGAAAAAUUGUCACCAAAAAAUCUGCCAGCUCAGAAGUCCCCAAGUGCCUUGUCCCCUUCCUCUGGGAGGGCAACACCUAAACUGCCUCCAGGCUCUCCAGCACCUUACAAAAAGGGCCGUUUCUCUGUUUCUCACGUCAUGGCACCACUACCAAUUGUAGAAGAGAGAGAUGCUGUUCGAGAAGACAUGAAUACAGAGGAGAAAGAUGGUGCCUUAGUGAAAACACCUAAAUCUUCUCUCGUUAACCAAAAUGAUAAACCCUUUUUGAUGGCUACACCUGACAAACUAACCAGAAGUGCCCAACUUGCUCUGAAGGUUGCUUCCAUGAAGAGUAGAAGUGGGGCUGUAGCAGUUUUCAAUGCAAAAAGAAGAAGUGGUGCCUCCAAUGCCAAUCUAUUAGUGGCAAAAUCUUGGGCAGAAGUGGUAAAAUCAGGUGUUGCAAGACCACAGGCAAAGGCUGUUAAAAAGAGCAUCCGAAAACGAAAACUCCUAAAGAAGACAACCCGGUCACCCAAGACUCCAGAAAGUAAAAUAAGAGGUCAUUUUAGCACAGGACAUGCAGAGUCACCUGCUACAAUAGUUGUAGGUAGAGCUUAUUCCACCACAGUCAGAACAAGUGGACGUGUCCCUAAAGUGAUGAAAAAUCCUAUCUUGAAGCUAAACAUGAAUAUGGACGAAAGCUUCACAGGAGUGGCUGAAAUGUUUCAAACUCCAGAAAAUCUGGGCGGAAAAACGUUACCUUUGGCUGCUGUUCAGAAGAUGGAUUUCACACCAACAUGUACUUCAGGGGAUCUUUCUGAGCUGCACACUCCUGAAGAAACUGGAGAGAUGAUGGUGUCACCAUUGAAUAGUUCAGAUGCUUCAGAACACAAACAAGAUAGUCCAGGCAUCUGUCACCUUUUGAGAGAGGAAUCACCUUUGAAGUCUGUAUUUGAUGCAAUAGCCACAAAAACUCCUGAAAAAAGAAAUGCUAUGCUGGAAGAAAAUACUGGUGGGAAUAGUUUGUCAGUGAGUCCAGAAAAACAAACAUCUCGAGGGAAAUCAGGAAGUAGAAGGAGGACUCCAAAGCAGAAGUUGGAGCCAGUUGAGGUCGUGUCAGGCGUCAAGCAGCUGUUAAGGACCCCAGAGCAAAGGUCAGAACCAGUUGAAGCCUUAUUGGGCAUCAAGCAGCUCAUGAAGACCCCAAAGCAGAAGCUGGAGCCUGUAGAGGCUUUGACAGGCAUCAAGCAGCUCAUGAGAACCCCAAAGCAUAAGUUGGAGCCUGUAGAGGCCUUGUCGGGAAUCAAGCAGCUCCUGAAGACACCGAAGCAGAAGUCAGAGCCUGUAGAAGCUUUAUCUGGCAUCAGGCAGCUCAUGAAGACCCCAAAGCAAAAGUCGGAGCCUGUAGAAGCUUUAUCAGGCAUCAGGCAGCUCAUGAAGACCCCAAAGCAAGAGUCAGAGCUUGUAGAACCUUUAUCAGACAUCAAGCAGCACCUGAGGACACCAGAGCAAAAGUCAGAGCCAGCUGAAGUCCUGUCAGGCAUCAAGCAGCUCAUGAGAACUCCAAAGCGUAAGUUGCAGGCUGUGGAGGCUUUAUCAGGCAUCAGGCAGCUCAUGAAGACCCCAAAACAGAAGGUGGAGCCUGUAGAGGCUUUGUCAGGCAUCAAGCAGCUCAUGAAGACCCCGAAACAGAAGGUGGAGCCUGUAGAGGCUUUGUCAGGCAUCAAGCAGCUCAUGAAGACUCCGAAACAGAAGGUGGAGCCUGUAGAGGCUUUGUCAGGCAUCAAGCAGCUCAUGAAGACUCCAAAACAGAAGGUGGAGCCUGUAGAGGCUUUGUCAGCCAUCAGGCAGCUCAUGAGGACACCAAAGCAGCAGUCAGAGCCAGUUGAGGUCCUAUCAGGCAUCAAGCAGCUCCUGAGGACCCCGCAGCAGAAGCCAGAGCCAGUUGAGGUCUUGUCCGACAUAAAGUUGCUCGUGAAGACCCCACAGCAAGAGUUGGAACCUGUUACAGAUGAAAGUGCCUUUAAAAGAUUGCUGAAGGCUCCAGCACAAAACAGGCAAGCAGUUACUUUAACCAAGAGAACUCCAAAGGUGAAAUACCAGCCAGUAGAAGACAUGAUUGGGGUCAGCCGCAUUUUCAAGACACCGAAGGACAAAGCUGAACCCACGGAAGAUGUGUUUGAUAUUAGUAGAUUAGUGAAGACUCCAAAAGAGAAGUAUCAACCAGUUGAUGAUUUUGUGGGUCUGCAAAGGCUUAUGGCAGAGCCCAGGCAAAAAUGCUCCGACUCUGAAGUGGACUAUGCUGGAGUUAUGGAGAUGUUUGAUGCACCAGAGGAAACUGAGGUCAAAUCAGUAAAAGCUAUGGAUUCCAAGCAAGAAGAUGCUGCACCUUUUUGUACUGAUUCCACUUGUAAACGUGAAGACAUAGGAAAUAUUUCAGAAGGUGAAGAUUCCCAGCAGAAGGAAUCGGCUAGUGCGGGCCCGUCUACCCAGAGAAGAGGGGGCAGACGAAGGAAGAGAGUACCUCCUGCUUCAGCAAAGCACUGCAGAAGGGAAUUGAAUUUAAAAGAAUUGCAGAGUGUGGAAAAAAAGAGCACCCAAGAGGAGAUGGAAGCUAAAAAUGAAGGAAGAGGAAGGGGAACCAACCAUCAUAUACAAGCAGAAACUGUUUCAGAGCCUCCUGUGCAGGAAAAAGUUGACGUUUCAUCUGUGGAACCACAUGGAGCUACUCAAAGACCCAGAAGAGGUAAAAGGAAAGACCAAAAGGAGUUAAAACAUCCAGGUGAGAAUCCCGAGACUUGUGACAAAGAUUCUCCUGUGCUGCAAGAGGAAAAACAGGCUUUGCAGAAAUGUGGCAUCAGUGACAUAGUGGAAACUGAAGAUGGUCCAAUCAUAAAGACAGGAAGUGCAUUGAGUAGCACUGAUAAUGAACAGUGUCAACUGCAAACAGGUUUAGAAGAAACUGAAAACAAAUCUAAUGAAGGUGGUGUAGAAGACAGUGAAGAAAUACUUCUGUCACCUAGGAGCAGAGUUAGAGGAGUAAGAAAAGUAGCAAGCCCAGAACCAUUGAUUCUGCCUAAAAGAGGAAGAAGAGGUAGAAACGACCAAGUUCAGCAAGCUGCUUCAGUGGCUCUUCACAGGACAACAAGGAAACUUCGUAAAGACCCAUCAGAAAAGAUGCUACAAAGAGAAGAAGAGACUUUUGUCAAAGAUACUGAGGCUGCCACAGCAGAAGAACCUGAAAAUGGAACUAAACUUGAAAUAAAGAUACCAGAGAAAAGAGUGAAGUUUUUAAGAAGUGCUGGAAAGUACUCAACUGAAGUAAAAGCAGACAUUGGUAGGAUGGCACUUGAAAAUAUACAAACUGUUCAGAAAACUGAGGAAACUUCAGCUGAAGCUGGUAUUGAACCCAUCAAAAAUGUGAUAAAAGCAUCUCAGGGAGAUGAAACAGAAAAUGCUCAGGAAAAUACAACAGAGGCAUCUCAAAAAUUCAAGGUAGAGCUGCCUUCUGGAGAGACAAACAGAAAGUCAGUCCCUGCAAACAGAAAUGCAGUGAAGGAAACAAGAACUAGAAACAGGAGAGGCAAAAAAGACUCCUUGGAGAAAAAGUCUGAUGAAUUUGCCAAAGAUGUAAAGAACCUAGAACUAAUUGCUCCCCAAAUCAAGUCAGAAGUGGAUGAAUCUCGUCUCCAAGAUUCUGUGGGCUCUGUUUGUGUCAAGAAUACCUACCAAGUCAUGAAGGACCAGAACACCCCAACUGCCACACCAGAACCUGCUGCAGACAGUGAUGGUCUUGCUCAGAGCCGUCCAAAGCGGACAAGAAAUGACCAAGGAAUAAAAACCACAAAGCAAACUGAAACCCUGCAAGAGAAUGAAGCCCACAGUCAUGGACUGAUAUGUCCAAGAGGUAGAGGUAGAAAAGUUAAAUUUGAACUUGAAGAAGCCAGUUCCAAAGCAGUUGAAGGAAGCAGGAGUUUACCUGAGGAUGGCAAAGGAAUGACUGACAAAAAGAGUCUACAAGAGACUUCAGAAAAUCCUUCUUCACAAGUAAGGAGGAGCAGAAGAAAACAAGCUGAUACUAUUCCACAAAUAGCUUUUUCUACCCUUAUGGAAAAACAAACAUUAACUGCAGAGCAUAGUAAAGAUGAGGCUUCUACAAAGGAGCAAGAUUCAGCUUUGGAAGCUGCUCCCUCUUCAACAGAAGACAUUCCACUGAGACGAGGGAGAAGACGAGAGGUUCCUGCAGCAUCACAAACAUCUCGAUCUCUUUCUACCAGAAGAAGAUGUGGGUUGCUGGAAGGUGAUGAUAAAAAAAUGACUGUAAGAGAAGAUCAAAAUCCAGCUUUGGGAAAUGAAACUUUGCAGGCAAAAGCAAAUGUAUCAGUAAGAGACGAAAGGGAAAAGAUUGAUCUGGCAGCAGAGGCAAAAAGUUCAUCUCCUCUCCAGAGAAAGUGUGGCUUGUCAGAAACUGAUGGUAAAGGGGAGGGCACCUGUGAAGAACAAAAUGUGCCUUUGGAGACAGUGUCCUGUGCAAAAGAGAAGCCAUUGGGAAGGGGCAGAAGGAAACAAACUGCUCUGGCAUCACACACAGCUACUUACAUUCCUCUUAGAGGAAAACAUGGUUUGCCAGCAGACAAUGGUAGCGAAGAAGCCCCUAAAGAAGAGCAAAAUGUUCCAUUAGAAACUUCUGAUUCUUCUGUAAAACAAAAUCAACUGAGAAAAAGCAGAAGGAAACAAACUGCCCUCUUGUUAGAAGCCACAAGUUCUGCUUCUCUUGAGGGAAAACAGGGCUUAGCAAAAGAAAGUGGUAGAAAGACUAAUCUGAGAGGAGCAAAAAAACUGCUGUUGGAGAAUUCUAUUUCCCAAGAAAAAAUCAAUCCUUCAAAAGGGAACUCGAGGGAAACAAUCACCACAGAGGCUGUUAGUUCCACCUCACUUCAGGCUUUGCCAGAAGAGGGUAAGAGUGAAACUCCUGAAGAACAACAGAGUGUACUUUUGGAAGUAGCUCCAUCUGCAAAAGAAAAUCCAUCAAGAGUGGGCAGAAAGAGAACAACUUCUUCCACAUCUAAAGAAACUAGUUCCGCUUCUCUCGGGGAAAAACCUGUCUUGCCCAAAGUCAGAGGCCAAAAGAGGAUUCUUAAAGAAGAUAAAGGUGCAUCUCUAGAAAAUAACUCAUCUCAGGAAACCACAAGGCAAUUGAGGAAUAAAAGUAAAAGGGUAGAAUUCAAAUUGGAGGCAGCUACUUCUACUUCUCACUGCAAAAACGGUGACUUGCCAGAAAAUGGCAAAGCUUCAGAAACUCAAGAGAUGUGUUUGACAUCCGCUGGUUCUGAGGGAAAUCAUCAGUCUGGAAAAGGAGAAGAGAUUACCCCUGCACCACAGGCAGCUCCCCCUUCUCGCAACAGGAAACGUCAGUUGCCAGCAGAUGAUUUGCCAGCCAAAAAACUAAAGUUAGGGAAUGAUGGAAAUCCAGCACCACAAAAAGGAAAAAGAAACAAAGAUAAAGAAGAACCUGAAGGGAAUUUAAGGGCUACUCAAAGUGCUGGAGGGAUGGACAGGAAGACAAGAUCAAGCACAAGAACAAAUGCAAAAGCAAGAAAAUAGUCUCAACAACAGUCACAGCACCAGUUCUUAAAUCAAUUCAGUAACUGAAAUGUCAGGUUUUUAAUGUGAAUUGAUUUGCACUUGGAUUUUAAGCUCAGAUUUUGUAAAGCAAUCAUUGAAUUAUGAUGUUAUGAAAAGAUUUUCCUUACUGUAUUUACAGGUAGGGUGUAGAUUCUGGUUUUAAUAGAUUCAGGUGUAGUGGUUUCUGACCCAUGGGAUGCUUGUGCAAAACUGCAAACCUUAAAUCUUUGUAUACCAGUAUUUAUCCCCUUUUCUGUUGAUCAGCAGCCAGGAAGCCAUAUUACUUUACUGCUAGUUUAAUUGUAAGCUAUUUUCUGCUUAGAUUUUAAUGUGCUUAAGUCUGAUUUUUUCAUGACAGUUCUGUAAAUAUUCCUGAAAAGAAGCUCUUUAUGUAUCAGCAGAAUUCUGAUGCUGAAUUCUUAAUAAGUUUAAAAAAAAACUUCAUUGUAUUGAAAAAUGCAGAUUUGUGGAAGUCAUUAAAUUUGUAAACAAUUUG